Electrophorus electricus (electric eel) is the source of this 15181-nucleotide messenger RNA. RefSeq names its product Snf2-related CREBBP activator protein (gene srcap). Gene Ontology annotation, cellular component: Swr1 complex. Gene Ontology annotation, biological process: chromatin remodeling. The record is from RefSeq and is a predicted model, not a curated record. Lineage: Eukaryota; Metazoa; Chordata; Actinopteri; Gymnotiformes; Gymnotidae. Gene Ontology annotation, molecular function: histone binding; DNA binding; ATP binding.
UGUUUGCAAGUUAAUCUAUUUUGGAUCCAAUAUUUUGAAUCAUUUGUUUUUUUUAAAAUAUGUGUAAUAAAAGCUAAACCUAAAAUAGAUACUUUAAAAAGAUUUGUCAGUUAUAUUUUUCUCCAGGACAGCAGUAACCAUCCAUGCUCAUAAAGCUGGUUUGCCAGGCCAAAGUUAUACCUAAAUGUAAGUCAAGAAAAAAAAACGUAAAGGUGAAACAACACUAACAUUACAAUUUAGUGACUACGGGAGGUUUAAAGAUGGUGACCACUGGUCUUGGUCAAAGCUUAAUUCAGUUGAGUGGUCAUAAGUUCAAACCUUUAAUAGCUCACACACCGUCUUGUCACCACCACUGCAUGUCAGAAGAUUCACUUUUUAGUUAUAGAAUCCCUCUAAGUUCGUGGUAUCGCGUUAAUUUCAUUAACACGUGAAAUGUACCUAAACGUAAGAAAUUUAAUUAACAAAAUGAUGCAGCUAGCUAUUUUCUUUACUUGGCGAUCAUUCAACUGUUACUAUCUAUCCAAUUUUGUUUCCCAAAAUGCUAACAUUACUAGCUAACGCAUAUAAACUUGGGAUUCCAUGCAGAUUUCAUGUGGCACAACGUCGGCAAUAAUAAAAUUAAAAAACGAAUAUUGGCACUGGUCAUGCUGGAUCCAUGUAAACUAAAUUGGGUAAGACCCAAUCAAACCAGUCGAUCACACGCUUUAGACAACAGCAUCAGCCUGAAAUGCGGCAUUAUAGCGCGGUAACUCAAGUCUCGCGAGAUCUGGUAGAUUAGGUCCGCACUUUGUCAGCAGUCGCUCGUUCCUCCAUUUCGCUGCGUCGAAAGUCUCCUCCCCGCAACCGCUAGAUUCAGCGAUCCGAACCCAGUCUCUCUUGGACCGUUCUUUAACUUGAGCUCACGAACCUGCCAGUACCUCGUUGGGUACCGAGAGAUAGUUUGGAAUAGCCCCAUCACGGAUUGAGUACGAUUUGACGCGGAUGGCGACUCCUUCAACGAGAAUUUAGUAAAAGUAAACUGCUCGGAAAUUUCAGAUGGAGUGGUAUCCUUGAUCUUAGCAUCCUGGAAGUGGAAAGUACUGAAGAGACUGGUCCUACUCCACAUACAGGUUCAGUGUGUAGCAGAGGACGUCCAGAAGGAGGAAGAGUUGGGGAGGAGGUGGUGCAGCAGCGCACCCCUCCGGCGGUGGCUGUGCUGGGUGGCAUCCCUGUGGCUACGCAGAAUGUGGCCGGGCCACCCCAGCAUGCCCUGCAGCCGGUCGCAGCUGCCCCCCUACCACCGCCAUCGGUCCGCCCCACCACCGACUUGGAGCAGCAGAAAGCAAACAUACAGGUUGCAGAUAAAGAGAAGACCACCAAAGUGGCUUGGCAAAACUGCAACACCAAGGAAUCGGAGGAAAAGUCAGCCUUGGAUUGCAGUACUGUGGCUGCCCAAACACAACUGGUGUCAGCUGCUUUUGGAGGCUCUCAGAAUCUCUCAGAAAGACUUUCAGUUUGUGAGACAGACAGGAAAGAGCAGGAUUUACAUUACGGGUGUAACACUGAUAAAAAAAGCCUUGCACACAUGGAAACAGACAUGGCAGAGGAUAUUAGCAUGGACCACUGCCAAGACUGGACUCCUAAAUCAGGAGUUGCAGGAGACAUCACUGCUCUUGUUAAGACCGAGAAGGGACCCCUGGCUCCAGAGAAGGCAUAUCUGGAAUUUAAAUCAGAGACUGGUCAAGAGGAAUUCUCUGGAACACAGCACAAAGCUGGAGAGAGCUCCCAUAUCCUCCCAACUCAGUACAGUUCAGCAGCGUCAACAAAUAGAGACCACAAGCAACCUGGUGGCAUGCAGCAGUCCCAAAACAUACCACUUGCGCACUCAAACCAGGGCAGUCUGCUGCUUAAUCCUGAUGUCGAGCAAGGUGUGCAACAACCUCUUAAAGGAACAAUCAUUACAGCCUACAGUGAGAUAUCCAGUGAACCUGAUAACACCCAGAAUGCAGUGUGUGAAGAAGAGAGUGAGUGUUCGGGUACAAAAGCAACUGAGACACAGACGCAAGCGUGCAGAGAACAGCACCCAAACUCAGCGGGCUCGUCUAAACUGCCCACUUCCAAGGGAAGUGGACACAGCACCACAAGUGUCACAGAUGAAGGUUCUGGAUACCUAUCUAAAAGCCUUCAUCAACCUUCCCUUCCUGCAGUGGAGACUGAAUUGGCCUCUACUACACAAAGAACAACCAUCCCUAGUGCUACCUUCCCUCACAAAACGCCUGUUUCCUCUGACCAGCCAGAGAACACACAGACUACCCAAAAGAAUCAGUUGAGCCCCGAGUAUGUGAAUUGCAGUGGAACCCCUAAACCAGUGUUAAUGGGGAAUGAGACCAGUGCAAAUGACGGGCAGGAGAAUAUGACACUCUCGUUGGAUGGAGAUCUGUUUGGCAGCAUGGCUGUUACAGAAGUACUUUAUGAUAUUUCUGUUGAAGAACCAAAGGUGCUGGGGGAUGGGACAUGCGCACUCAGUGUUCAGGCCCCCAGAGUCACUGAAGGGUCCCAUGUAAUGGUAUGUGGCUCUUCAGAUGUGAUUAUUAAACAGAAUGACUGUGCCAACAGUAUACAGAUGACUCUGUACCCAGAUCGCCAAUCGGAUGGGAGCAGUCUACUCUCACUCACAGACAAAUGUACAAAUUCAGAGGGACUAGACUCAAAUGAGCCAUGUCUCUCUCAGACCAGCAAUGACUGUUUGAUCCAACAAGGACAAGAAUCCGUUCCAACAGAUUGUAAGUUCUCACAGAUAAUAUGUCUAAAUGAUGGCUUCUCUACACCAGAUGAUAUGAAUGUGGGUGAGAAGCAAGAUGAGGGCACAGAGGCUCUUUCUGGGCUUAAUACUGUUGAGGUGAAAGAUUUUAUUGAUGUAGGUAUCUUAAUGCAGCCAGGUAUGGAGGACACAUGGUUAGUUGUAAGUGAGUCUUCUCCACUGAUAGAUGGGCAGUGUGAAAGCACAGAGGAUGCUGAGAUGAUAGACAUUAGCACAGAGACUUUGGUGGACUGUUCUCAGUCUCAGCCAUCUGUUGCUGUCUAUGAGUGCACAGUGCCCUGCUUCCCCUCAGAUGCUAUUCAUGAAGAUGUUAAGCUGCUCUUACCAGAAAAAGGAGAUGAUGUUGCAGAUGCACAUUCUUUUGAAUGUUUAACAGAAACAUUGGCAGGGGAGCUUGAUCCACUGUCCUCAUAUCCCCCAAGUGUUUUUGCUUUACAGAAUGUUUCAUCUUGCUCAAAAUCUUUAACAUCUUUAACUCUAAGCCCUUCUGAGAGAUUACCUUCUGUGUCCUCCAGUCAAAGACAAAUGUCUGAAAUUUGCAAGCAGAAUUUGGUUCCAAAGCCCACAUUUUGCUCCACUGUUGAGAGCACAUUUGUUACAUCAGAUCCAGUCCUAAUCAACACACACUCCUCUGCACCAGAGGAGCAAGUGAAGUUGACAGAAAAUACACCAGAUGUGUCCUGCAUUUCUCUCUCAUCUGGUUCUAUUGAUCCAAAGCUGCUCAUCCUAAAAAGAGGUGACACUCCUCUACUUAAACAUCCUCCUUCCAUGUUAGCUAGGACUUCCAGGAAUCAAAACCCACCUGUCCAGUCUGGCACCCCCAUUGAUGGUUCAGGCACACUCUCUGGAGAGUGCCUUUCUGAAAAUGACUCCAAUGUUCCAGCAAAAAUGGAGGGCCCAGCAACUCUCCCCAAUUUUCCUGUCCCACAUGCUCCCCCCAAUGUUACUGCUUCAUUCUUGAAGGAUGAGUCCGAGAAAGAGGCCUUAAUCGAAUCGGAAUAUUCCCUAGGGUUUGAAGACCAGAUCUCCCAAGAUGGGCCUCUCUCAAACCCUGCUUCGUCUACCGCAGCUCAGUCUCGUAGCUCGCCCAGCCUGCCUCCAAGGUCAGGCGCUAUAUGGAGCAGUGUAUGCAGUGCCAUCACUGAGCGGAACCAGUCUAAACAAUCUCCUGCCAACCAUCCAUGCCAUGAUUCCAUGUCAUUGGGCGGUGAGUUGGAGGUGGAGGAGCAGCACUUACCCAUUCAAGACUUGGCUGAAAAAGAUGCUCAGCACAAUGCAUCAGGACAGCUUGAUGCUUCUGUAGGAGAGAGCAGUGAUGGAGAGGCAGACAGCUCUAUAGAAGCCCAAACUGAUGACAGCAUUGUCAUGCCCAGUCCAGCACAGAACAAGGUUCGCCAGUGGAUAGCAGGCAGAGCCACAGCAGGCUCUACUCCCUCCACUUCUCGCACACCGUCACCACCUGCCUCGUCGUCAGGUGACUGGAGCCAGGCUCACGCAGACAGGGCUUCUCCACUCUGUGGAUCUCAUGGGAAACAUGCUCUGCCUUCACAGAGCUCUGGUGGAGCCUCUCAGUCAGAUCAAAUGCUUACCCAGCGGUCUCGCUCAGAGAAGCAUGCCGAUAUGGCAGAACUGGCCAAGCAUGAAGCUGAGAUUGAGCAUCGCACACUUGCUCUGAAACGUGAGGGGUUCUGGUCCCUAAAACGUUUGACUCGUGUGACAGAGCCAGUGCGGCCCAAGGUGCACUGGGACUACCUCUGUGAGGAGAUGCAGUGGCUUUCUGCUGACUUCGCACAGGAGAGGCGAUGGAAGCGAGGGGUGGCCCGAAAAGUGGUGCGCAUGGUGAUGCGACACCAUGAGGAGCUGCGGCAGAAAGAGGAAAGAGCAAAGCGUGAAGAGCAGGCCAAACUUAGGAGGGUUGCUGCUUCCAUUGCUAAGGAAGUCCGUGCCUUCUGGAGCAGUGUUGAAAAGGUAGUGCAGUACAAACAGCAGUCUCGCCUGGAGGAGAAGCGCAAGAAAGCCUUAGAUCUGCAGCUGGACUUCAUCGUGGGUCAGACAGAGCGCUACUCAGACCUGCUCAGUCAGUCGCUGCAGGCUACUCCUGCAGCCUGCAGCAGCGUCACUCCCCAAUAUAAAUCUCUAAAUGUCACUGAUGAUGAAGACAGAGACUUUGAGCCUCCUUGUGAGGAGGAGGACGAUGAAGAGACAAUUGAAGUGGAGGAGCAGCAAGAGGGGAACGAUGCUGAGACACAGAGAAGGGAGAUUGAGCUGCUAAGGCAGGAGGGCACUCUUCCGCUGGACCAGCUCCUCAGUACUCUCACUCUCCCCCAGGACUCUGCAUCAGAAGAGGAAGCUUCAGAAGCUUCCUCCUCUACAGUAGAUGAGGACAAAGAGUUCUCAGCUAAUGAGGAAGAUGCGGAAGACAUGGAGGACACCAUUGCUGCACAGGAGGUAAUUGAAGGAGAUGGAGAUCAUGCAGAAGAGCUCGAUGAUCUGGCCAAAGAAGGCGAAAUGAGUAUGGAGGAGCUGUUGGAAAAGUACAGAGGGGCAUAUGCUUCAGACUUAGAGGAUCCCUCAGCAUCACCAGACUCCUCAGAGGAGUCAGAGGGCACUGAAGAGGAGGAAGAGGAGGAGACUGAGGGGGAUGAAAGUGACGAUGACAGUGGCACCUCCUCAGAUUCAGCUGAAGGUGAAGACAGUGAUGAAGAGGAAAAUGCUGAAGCAGCGGAAAGUGAUGAAGAUGAAGAUGAGGAUGAGGACGAGGAUGAUGGCGGAGAAGGGAUGGAGAUUUUACUAAGGGAGGGAGAUCACAGCCCCUCUGUUCCAACAUCUCCACGUCCCAAAAAGGAGAUCAGCCAUAUAGCUGCUACUGCCGAGAGCCUUCAGCCUAAAGGAUACACGCUGGCCACAACCAAGGUGAAAACCCCUAUUCCAUUCUUACUUCAUGGCACCCUCCGUGAGUACCAGCACAUUGGACUGGACUGGUUGGUCACCAUGUAUGAAAAGAAGCUCAACGGUAUUCUGGCAGAUGAGAUGGGGCUUGGUAAAACUAUUCAGACUAUUGCUUUGCUGGCACAUCUGGCCUGUGAAAAGGGUAACUGGGGGCCCCACCUGAUUAUUGUUCCCACCAGUGUGAUGUUAAACUGGGAGAUGGAGCUGAAGCGUUGGUGCCCAGGUUUCAAAAUCCUUACUUACUAUGGUAGCCAGAAAGAGCGCAAACUCAAGAGACAGGGCUGGACCAAACCCAAUGCCUUCCAUGUGUGCAUCACUUCGUACAAGCUGGUUUUACAGGACCAUCAGGCUUUCAGACGCAAGUCCUGGAGGUACCUCAUUCUGGACGAGGCUCAGAACAUCAAGAACUUCAAGUCUCAGCGCUGGCAGAGUCUGCUAAACUUCAACAGUCAUCGGCGGCUGCUGCUCACAGGUACUCCUUUGCAGAAUAGCCUGAUGGAACUGUGGUCGCUCAUGCACUUCCUCAUGCCACACGUCUUUCAGUCACACCGUGAGUUCAAGGAGUGGUUCUCCAACCCACUGACUGGCAUGAUUGAAGGCAGCCAGGAGUAUAAUGAGGGUCUUGUUAAAAGGCUUCAUAAGGUGCUGAGGCCCUUCCUUUUGCGGCGCAUCAAAGCAGACGUGGAGAAACAAAUGCCCAAGAAGUAUGAGCAUGUUGUGCGUUGUCGCCUCUCCAAAAGGCAACGCUUCCUCUAUGAUGACUUCAUGGCACAAGCCUCCACAAGGGAGACUCUGGCCAGUGGCCAUUUCAUGUCUGUGAUCAACAUCUUGAUGCAACUGCGUAAAGUGUGCAACCACCCCAACCUCUUUGACCCACGGCCCAUCCAGUCCCCUUUCAUCAUUGAGCCUGUCGUCUACUCCACUGCUUCCCUGGUCUUGCAGGCCUUGGAGACUUCCCCUUUACAGCGUUGUGAUCUCUCUAUGUUUGACCUGGUUGGCCUGGAGGGCCGUGCAUCUCGUUACCAAGCAGACGUUUACCUUCCUCGGCGGAAAGUGACUCGCCAGCUGAUUCAGGAGAUCAUGGAGUCACCUGAGCCUCCACCCAGACCCAAACCUGUUCGCAUGAAGGUCAACAGGAUGUUCCAACCACUUCCCAAAUCCGACGGGCGUUCAGCAGUGACUGCUAACACCCCAAGGCCCACAUGUCCUGUUUCUCCUGCUGUCCAGCCUGCAAAACCCCCUUUAAUCACAGAGGUCACCCCUACUCAGGCUCCUGUACAGCUGACAACACAAGUGUGUCCUGUAACUCCUGUUGCUGCUCCACGACCUCCCAUGUGUCUGAGUGGCUCCUCCACAGGUGCUCCACUCAGACCCAGUGCUCCUCAACCAGCUGUGACUACUCGCCUCCCGGUGCCCUCCACAACCCCUACAGUGUCUAUUCCCACUCAACCCCCCAGCAACGUCAUGACCCAGAGGGUCCUUCUUAGUCCUGACAUGCAAGCUAGAUUACCAUCUGGAGAGGUGGUGAGUAUUGCCCAGCUGGCCUCUUUGGCGGGGCGUCCAGUGUCAUCCAGCCAGGGCAGUAAACCCGUCACCUUUCAGCUGCAGGGUAACAAGCUCACGUUGUCUGGUGCCCCACUCCACCAAGUAGCCGCACCCCAGCCUCGGCCCAUUCAAGGGAAUGUAAUGCAUCUGGUAUCCAGCGGUGGGCAGCACCACCUUAUUAGUCAGCCAGCUCAGGUGGCAGUGCUCCAUACACUUAGUCAGUCAGGUAGCAGUUCAGCAAAUCCCAUCCCAGCCAGCACAACCCCAACCUGCUCUGGACUAGCAGUACCCCUCACUGCUGCUCAAGUACCAUCUUCCAUGGUAAGUGGACCAGGAAUUGUGAAGAUCGUCGUGCGCCAGGCAGCAGGCAAAGAGAGUGGGCAGGUCCCCACCCUGGCUGUGCCUCCCUCUCCUCGCGUUGCUCCUCCCCAGUCUGUCUUGCUCCAUCCACAUGGGACCCCAAGCCCUGCUCUCAGACCGCCUACUCCUCAACAGGCUCCCCAACGACCUCCUGCUUACGCUGCACCACCCCGAGCUCCUACCUCGGCCUCUGGCCAAACUCCGCCUCCGUGCCCUGUGCUUAAGGUGGUACAAGGAUCAGCACCAAGCACUGGUCUAGCUAAGGUGAACGCUUCAUUAGGGCAUGAGGAGAGCAGCAGUAGUGAUGUCUUCACUCUCCGUAUGGGCAAUCUUAAGCCUCCAUCCUCCUCUCAGAGCAGUGCGUUUGGAUUUCAGCGUCCCCGAGUCCAGCUUCCACCUCCACCACGAUCCCCCUUCUACGUGUCAUGGCUUUCAGACUGCCGUAAGGCCCAGAGAAACGACCGGAUCUCUCGAAUCUUUCGGGUCAACGAACUGCACUGCAAUACCAAGCCUGUGUAUGGGCGAGAAGUCCUGGACUUCCUCACUUUCCUCCCGGGAGUCGGUCCCACUCCAGCUCGCCCUGUCGUCAACAGUUGGAGCCACUCGGGGUAUAGCUCUUGUGUCACUGCUCAGUCACAGCUAUCAAGUGACUAUCUGGACCGGAGCAAGAUCCUGCGGGAGGUCAUUCACAACUCUGAGGAGAGGCUUCAGAUGUUGUCUGAAGUCAUAGAGCGGUACACGUUUGUCAUCCCUCCAGUGGAGACCAAGCCCAUCACCAUUCACUGCUGCCAUCCUCCUCCUUCACUUGGCUACAAGCAGGCUAUUUUCUCCUCUGUGUUGUCCGCCCACGUUUCUCCCCUCACGUGCAUGUUGCACCGCAUCCAGUGCAGUAUGCGGACUCAGUUCCCUGACCUGAGACUUAUUCAGUAUGACUGUGGCAAGUUGCAGACACUCCACCUCCUGCUGCGGAAACUGAAAGCUGAAGGUCACAGAGUGCUCAUCUUUACCCAGAUGACCCGCAUGCUGGAUGUGCUGGAGCAGUUCCUCAACUACCAUGGACACAUUUACUUACGGUUGGACGGCAGCACACGAGUGGAGCAGAGACAGGCCCUUAUGGAGCGCUUUAAUGCAGACCGCCGCAUCUUCUGUUUCAUCCUGUCCACCCGUAGCGGUGGUGUGGGGGUGAACUUGACAGGGGCUGACACAGUAGUGUUCUAUGAUAGUGACUGGAACCCCACCAUGGAUGCUCAAGCCCAGGACCGCUGCCACCGUAUUGGGCAAACUAGAGAUGUUCAUAUCUACAGACUUAUCAGUGAACGUACUGUAGAGGAGAACAUUCUGAAAAAAGCCAAUCAAAAGAGGAUGUUGGGUGAUAUGGCAAUUGAAGGGGGGAACUUCACUACUGCGUUUUUCAAACAGCAAACCAUUCGUGAACUGUUUGAUGUGUCUGAGGGAGAGAAAAAAGAGGCAGAGUCAAGUGUACCUCCAUCAGAUGAUGAAGAGGCCGUCAAUAAACAACAAACCACUAUUUUAGAGCAGGCCUUGUGUCGUGCCGAGGAUGAGGAGGACAUAGUUGCAGCUUCCCAAGCCAAAGCAGAGCAAGUAGCUGAGCUAGCAGAAUUUAAUGAAAAUAUUCCUCUGGAUGAUGGUGAAAGCAGAGAACAGGAAGAGGAGGAACUUUCUAAGGCUGAACAGGAAAUUGCUGCCCUAGUUGAACAGCUUACUCCCAUAGAGCGAUAUGCCAUGAAUUUCUUGGAGGCAUCUCUUGAGGAUAUUUGCAAAGAAGAAUUGAAACAGGCAGAGGAGCAAGUUGAAGCUGCAAGGAAAGGACUAGAUCAGGCAAAGGAGGAGGGACUAAAACUCCAUCAGUCAUCUGACAAUGAUGAUGAGGACUCCAUGCCUCUCACUCCUGAGGAACAUCCUCCAGCACGCCGCACACGCAAACACAAAGAGAAGGGUGCCCCCUCUACGAGGGUCAGUGGCAGGCUUAGAGGAACACCUGCCAAAACGGGCGAUGAUGUGUCUUCAACACGUCCAUCAACAGACACAGAUAGAGGGAGUAGGGGGGAGACGCUGGUAUCUGAGCCCAGUAUCAGCCGUGCCAGUCUCAAGUCCCCCCAGGCUAGAGAAGUGCCUGAUAGACCCCGUAGUGGUAUGCGAGGGAGAGGGGCAACCAAAGAACCCGUGGCCUUCCCAGCACACAUCCAACCAGAGCACCCAAAACUUCAAACUGAUCAGCAGCUCUCUGAUUUAGAAGUGACGCAAGAUUUAGUCUCCAGAUCAAGACAGGCACCAUCUCCUCUUCGCCAGUCCCUUUCUCCAAGUUCAGUGGCUUCAACUGCUGCCUCUCCAUCAGUGGACAGAAGCUCUAGUGGACACGCUUCUGCAGUGCCUACACAAAGAGAAACGGGUGAUGAGCAUGGAACAGAUGCACACACUGAUGUUCCUCUUUCGGGCAUAAGAGAGAGGGGAGCAUCAAUAUCUUUGGACUCUACCUGUUCUUCUGAACACCAGCUGGAGCAGGAUGGCCAACACUCACAGGCUUCUCCACACCCACGUUCACCACGUAAGAGGCAGACUGCUGAUGGAGAGGUCUUAAGAGGCCUUCCGGAAGAUUCCCCAUCUGCUAAGGUUCUUAGGAAGCUUCCCGGCCGCCUGGUCACUGUGGUUGAGGAGAAAGAACCAAGGCGAAGGAGGAGGGGUUGUAGUAUGAGUGGGGGAGUGCAUACUGAAGGUUCGUCAGAAGAGUUGGAGCAGGCUGAAUCGGCUCAAGAUGCUGCCCCCUAUUCUCCUGAUCGAGUAAAUCAACUGCUCAAAGAUAAGACUCUUCCUAAAUCGCCAUCUAUGUCACCCUCUCAGACACAGCAAGCGCAGGACCAGGUCUCUCCAUCAUCAUCAUCGCUGUCAAGUCCGGGUAGAGGGUACCACCCGUAUUCUCCAACUCACCAUUCACCAGACAUGCCUGUUCUUAGGAAUUUGCCAGUGCGCCGGCGCCUGGAGACAGAGUCUCGAAUGGCUGCACAGUUAGGAGAACAGUACCCAGGUAGAGGCAGAGGGCUGGACCGACGCACUCCACUGUCACCAAAGAAACAGGAACCUAUUUCAGCUAAGGACAACACUGCCACCCCUGCUGUUGCUCCUGAUCCCAAUGCAGCCAAUCCUAAUCCAGUGAAGCGAAAAAGGGGUCGACCUCCAAAAGUGUCUAGGCCACCAGAAGCCCCAGAGCAAAAGAUUCCCAUGGUUCAAAAAUCAAUAACUGAAGAACAAAGUCCACCACCCCCAAUAAUAAAACGAAAGCGGGGUCGACCUCGCAAAAAUUCCAUCAUAAAUAUAGCAGAUGCUGGUAAUUCUGGACAAGUUUCAAGCUCUCCUUCAACCUUUUCCCCAUCCGUUUCACAUGAAAGCCUUUCUUCUCUAAACCGUAAUUCUUCUGUUAGGCCUUUAAUUUUGCCCUCUGACCCUGAGUGCCCAGUAGUACGUUCUCCAUCUGAUGUUCCUUCUGCAUCAUCUAAAGCUGCUGAUUCCAUGCCUUCUCCUAAAAUGGACUCUCAGUCCACUACACCCAUUCCCGAAUUUCCAGCACCAAAUGAAUCUCGGAUAAAGCUAACGCCUACUUCACAACUCUCAUUUGGUGAUGAACACACCAAUCUGAAUGUCAUGGCUUCACAUUCUGAUUCUCCAACUAUUUCAACAAUCACUUUAACACAAGCCAUUCCUUCAGAAAAUAUCAGUCCCAACAACCCACAACCUUCAUUUUCACUACAGCCCACCGUUACCAGUGAGACUUGUGCUGUCUCUACCCCUGUGCCUACCCAACAACUUGAUCCUUCAUCUGCAUCCUCUGUUUCUCAAAAUAGUCAAGUCAACAUAAUGUCUUCACAGCUGGAAGUUUUUCCAAGCAAAGACACUGUUCCAGAGUCUUUACUGAAAUCUAGUCAGAGCACAUCUCUACAAGACUCAACCACACCGACUGAAUUAGUGAUGCAGCACUCUCUUAAAAGCAACUUGGCAGCAGCUGGCCCUCCAGAUAUCUCUAUUAGCUCCACUAUAAUUAGAACCUCUCCACAGUCUUCACCCACAUCUGCACAAACAUCUAGCAAGGUCAUAUCCAUACCAAUUGUGACCACUGACCUUCCUCAACCUUCCUCGGCACCCACCUCUGACUUGUCACAGCCUUCCAUUACACUUAGUACACCAGAAGUCUCACAGGAAUGUGCAUCUAAUCCUAAACAGACAAAGACUGCUCCAUCUCAGUUUCAUGCAAAAUGUGAACCAACAAAAACAUCUGCACCUUUAAGCCAAAUGACUAUAACCUCUGCACCUUCACCAACAUCACCUGACCAAAUGACGGUUGAUCCUCCUCUGUCAUCGUCCUUUUCCAGCCAGAGCAGCGCACACAGGCCUCACAGCCCUGCAGAACAGCCUGCAUAUGGGAAACAGCAAAGCCAAAAAGUCUCACAGAAGGAGGGACAGAUUGAAAACAAAGAGGAAAUGGAAAAGAAAAAUUCUAGAAUACCAGAGCACGUAGAGAGUGAUGACAUUCAGUCUCAGGCCAAAAGGAGGAGAGUGGAUGAUCCAAUGUCCGAUGCAUCACAGCCUAUAUCCUCAAUCUCAGAAGCAGUGAUGCAAACUGUUCCUGAGAGCGACAGUUUGGAUAAGCCAGUAGAAGAAGAGAGUCAGACAGAGCGAGAAAACAGAGCCUCUGGCAAAAAAAGAAGCAUUAGCAGACAAAGCAGUCAGGAAUCUGUCCGAUCCUCCUCCCCCUCCUCUGUUUCUUCCGGUGGCACUCGCUUGUCUUUGUCAAAAAAGGCUGGAGAGAGCAGGAUGCCUGCAAAGAGGAAACGAGUGGAGACGGACUCAGAAAAGGAGAGUGCACACAGAGAGACUCCUAAAGAUCCAGUGACUCCUGCCAGAAGACGGUGUUCAAACUCCUCCUCCUCCUCCUCCUCAGACUCUGAAGACUCAACUGGCCAAAAGAGACGUCUUACUCGCUCAUCGCAUAAACAUUUGGAGGAGACCCAGAGUGACAAAGGUGGGGAGAAGACUAACAGACGCAGGAGGAGAUCAGAUAAGAAGAGUCAUGAAGCUGCCACAGAAGGGGAGUCCAGUGGAGUAACACCCCAUAGGAUAACCCGUAAAUCAACUCCAACCUCACCCGAGCCUGAGGUGCUGGGCAAACGUUGUUCGGCUCUCAAUGCUGCUGCCAAACUCUUGGCUAUGAGAGGACGGGGACCAGAUACACCAAGUCCUAGCUCAAAGGGUAAGGCUGCAGGACAACAAACCACCUCUGAAAAAAGCAUCAAGCCUAAGGGCAGGCCAGGACAGGACUCCCCUAAGACAAAUUCAGUUCAUAAUAAAACGGGUAGUGGUCGACACACCCCUACUCAUUUAACUGAUUCCCCGCAGUCGACAACUGGGGCAAGUCUCUCUGCUGCCCGUUCUACACGGCAGCGACCAGGCAACCUUGUGCCUCCCUUGAAAUCUGAAAACAAGCGGGCAAAAAGAGAGGAAAAGAAAAAGACCUCUGAUCAGAAGGAGGAGGUGGAGGAUGAGAACAGGGAGACGAGGUCUUCGAGAGGUCACAGCGCAUGCAGUAGCAUUAGCAGUGAAAGAGCAAGCAGUAGGAGCCGGAGCAGCAGUAACAGCAGUCAGUGCGCUCACAGCCUAAGCUCUCGCAGUACCGGGCCACCACGUUCCCGUUCACGAGCUCCUUCCUCUGGCAGUGAUACAGAGAGAGGCAAAAGCAGGCAGAAGAAAACAGGAGAGAGCAGAGGUCGUGAAAGCAGGAGAGGGAGACGAUCGCAGAAGCACGAAAAGCCAGAGCUGAGUGCUGGGUCCAGCGAGGGAACUCCUGACAGGGUGCUUCGGAGUGUUGCUGCCUUGGCAGCAGCCCAGGCUCGGACUCCUGCCAGCAACACCCGCUCCUCCUCCACCCAACACAGGCACUCCAAGACCUGAUCGGGACAAAAGGCUGAACUAUUAGGUGGUGGAAUGAACUAACGAGAACUGCAGUGGAGAGCGGACAAAUUUUACGGGUUUUGAGGAACGGGGAUCAAUCUUAAAACUUGCCAUUCUUUAACACUGUCAAUGGGGAGAGGUAAAAUCAAGUCCGUUGCACUUUGCGAUAAGAGAUGAACUUGCUUUUGACGCAUUCUCACCUAUGUCAAGUUAAGCCAUCUUCAGUGUGGAGAGGAAGCGUAGAUGCAAGGCAGAGAUGUGAGCAAAAAGGGUACCUGUUCAAAAUGUGGGAUUGCUGUCAUCACGAGAUUGCAAAGACAGUACCUCAAAAAUACCACAAGGACUUCGUAAAGCUGGGCAAGGGGCAAGAGUUGUUGUUAGUUCACACUAUGUACUGUAAUCAAAUAAAGACUGGAAUACUAAAAGAAGUAUGUGUUAAGAUGGGUCACUUAGGUUGUACCCUUUAUACAGAGUUUACUUGUGCUGCAGAGCAGAUCGCGAUACAUCAUUUAUGCUACAUUCAAAAGAUUGAGUGGGAUUGUUCAAUUGUUAUAACAUUUUUAAACAGUUGGGUUCUGACAAAAUAUUUGCCAGCCGUUGACUAUUGUUUGUUUCAAGUCAGUUAAUGAAUUAAGAAUGUUGUGGUUUCUUCCAGGGUAUGAAGAACAGAGCAGGUCGGUUAAUGUGAUUUUUGCUGCACUAUGCUGGAAGUUGGUCUUCACUCAGACCUUUGUCUUGUGUAAAAACAUUUUUUCUACCUGUCCAUUAAUUUUACAUCCAGCCUGCAUUUUUCCAUUUGCACAUCUCACAUGACCCUGGCGUUGGAGUGCAUUGUGAUUUAGGUUUUUGUUUGUUUUUGUUUGUUUGUUUACCCCCUUUAAAAUCAGAUUUACUUCUUUACUGGUACCUCACAUAAUGUGUAAGUACAGCUCUUGAGCUUGUGAUGAAUCUUGAAGUCUACUUGUCAUUUGCUUUCUGGCAAUACAGAUGUGAGGGUAAAUCUUUUUCCAUCUUUUCAAGGUAUUGGUCAAUAUGGUCUCCUUUUUGUUACAUUUUAUUGUCAGUCUCAAAUCAUUGUGACAAAGUGAGAGUGCCUGUUGAUCCGCAUAGAGGAUCCCUGUCUGCGUUGUUAAGGAAAGUUUGGGAUUCAAACAUUUUUAAUGUUUAAAGUGUAAUAAAGACAUUUUCCAUCCUAAACCACAAGAGGUACAUGUCUGUUUGCAACCAAAUUGAAACAUCUUUAAUGUAAAUUGCUGUUUUCAAAAUAAGUCCUUUUUAUGGCGAGCCUAAAUGGAAAUAUUCCUGCAAGACCCUUCAGUAUGUUUUUUUUUGUUUUUUUCCUUUCCUAUUUUUUCAGCUGAACCUUAGCAGUCAGUGGUUGUCUUUGUCCCAUAUUAAUGGAAGAGACGUCCUUUGGGGGAUUGAUAGAAUGUGGUGAUGGUCUUAUUUUUAUUUUUUUGUGUGUUCUAAUUUGUUACAUUCCUUAUGUUCCCUUGUAAUUCCACAUCGUUUUACUUGAAAGAUUGAAACAACAAAAGUCGGUUGAAUAAAAAGACCAAAAAUAAAUAU